UUCAGCUAGCUGAAUACAAAAACUACAUGUUUCUGAAAUACUUCUGGAAAAGAUAACUUCUGUUGAUAGCAAUCUGAAAAUGUGUGCAAGUAAGAUUCUGUAUAAUCUAUGUCAUGUUUGAGUGAUUUAUGAGUGAUAUAAUCACAGAACAAGAGUAUUUGAAGAUAUUGACAAUAGUACAGUAGCUCAGAAAGUGAACAUGGAGAACAACUACAGAAAGCCUGGUGUGAAAAGUCCCAGUACAGAGUUCUCAGACGAGUUUGUUGACAUCGUCAAUGAGAUCAAUGACUUCAUCUCUGUCCUGGAGGUGCGACAGAAGGAGCUGGCUGCCGGCACUCCCCGGUCUGAGUGCGCAGGCUCACCAAGGCAGGGCAGCAUUGAGCGCCUUUCAGCUCUCGACAUGUACAAGGGGGACUCGGGGGCCGAGUACCUCAGUGACUCAAGAACGGAGUCCAGCUAUGGACCGGACUCUAGGUUCAACUCAAAGUGUCUUGAUUUUCGGAGUGAUUCCCAGAGUAACUCUAGGGCCAGUUCUCUUUCAGAUUUUGGCAAGGCGUUUGAUGAUGCCCCGUGUGCCAUAGAGAACCACUAUGAGCCGAUAGGGAACAUCUUCCCUAGGAUCACUGCCACAGCCACUGCCUCCAUCAUCGGCCCUGCCACGCCCCCCCAGGCAACCCCCACUGUGAAACCGGACCUGCCCCCCAAACCUCCUGGGCUGCUCAAGAUGGGGGAGCCUGGUCAGGCCCCACGCAGGGUCAAGGCUCUCUACAACUUCAAGGGGGCCAAUAAUGAUGAGUUGUGUUUUACCAAAGGGGAUAUAAUUACUGUCACACAAGCGAUAGAUGGUGGUUGGUGGGAGGGCACCUUGCAUGGAAAGACAGGCUGGUUUCCUAGCAACUAUGUGCGCGAGUUCAAACAAGAGUUGACGGGCAGUUUGAGGGGUGGUCCUGGUGCAAUAGUGACGGUGGAUAAGACACAGGAGGUGCCCAAACAUUACCGAGAGAGCAUGCAGUACUACCACAAUGUGGUUCUGAAGAAUGUGAUAGACACAGAGAGGGCCCAUGUGGCAGAGAUGACAUCUGUACUGCAGAACUACAUCAGGCCCAUCAUCAGCAGUGAUGUGUGGGCCAGUAAGGAGAUCUCAGAGCUGACCCACAGUCUAGAGGACAUCCUAACAUUCCAACAGAACUUCCUGGUCUCCCUAGAGGAAUGCUCCAAACACCCUGAUGAUCAGCGGCGGGUGGGUGGGGUGUUCAUGCGUCACGCACCCUCACUGAAGGAGCUUUACACCAGAUACUGCGCCAACCACCCCCGGGCAGUGGCCACACUGCAGAAAAAUACUGAAGAGCUAAACAAGUUCAUGGAGAAGUUGGGAGCCACGCCCCCUGGCUCCAUGACCCUGGCCACCAUGCUGUCAAAGCCUUUCACACGCCUAGACAAGUACCCCAUGCUUCUCAAAGAGCUAGAGAGGCACAUAGAGGAGAGCCAUGUGGACAGAGGUGACACUCAGAGAGCCAUUGCAGUGUUCAAAGAUAUAGCAAACCAUUGUUUGGAAGUGAGACGGUUGAAGGAAAUGGAACAUGAGAUCAUCACCAGCACCAUCAAGGGUUGGGAAGGGGAGGAGAUCUGCCACCUGGGAGAUGUGAAGCACCUGUCUCAAGUCAAGCUGGAGACAAGUACGGGGGACAAGUUGGACCGCAUCUUCAUACUCUUCCCCAACAUUCUGCUCAUGCUGUCAGUGAGUCCACGUCUCAGUGGAUAUCAGUACGAGGGCAAGCUGCCACUGAGUGGUAUGAAGGUCAAUCCAUGUGACAAUGAGGAGUCAGACCUCUAUCACUUUGAAAUAUCAGGUAGCAUGAUAGAGAAGAUGAUGGUGACUUGUGGUACGAAGGCAGAGGUGAACUCCUGGCUGGAAGCUCUAAAGAACCAUGUCAUCUCCAACCAGACACUCUCCAAACCAGUCAAUGUGCAGGUGUCGACCUCUCAGCCGUGUAUCAGCACACUGACCCCUGCCAAGACGGCCAAGGUGAGCGUGACCCACGCCCUGGCCUCCACCUUCAUGACCUCCAAGACAUGGACCCUGUCAUGCCUGCGCCCCUCUCCCCCUCUCCGACCCCCCAUGGUGUACCGCGAGGACGGAAUGAGGAGCCCACGCGCUGCCAGGAAACUGGGCCGACGCAAACCAGAGAGGACCCAGUCUCAAGAUGAGUACGACAAACAGUUCAGGAAAUAUGACCCACGUGUCAACUCGGAGGAUGCUCUCAUCUUGAAGGUGAUUGAAGCUUACUGCACGAGCGCAAAGACCAGGCACACUGUCAACUCAUCGAUACUGUACAGCCCCAACGUGCUGCUACCUCACGAGGAGAAGAUCAUAGUGGAUGAUGGCACGGGACCAGACAUGCUCCAGGAAAAAAAAACACCCCUGAAAGUUACGGAAGAGCGUGUAAAUAUAUCGGAGCCCGAGCCCAAAACAAAGCCCUGGGCAGGAUCUCUGGUAGACACUGUAUAUUCUCUGAGGGACCAAGUUAAAGCAUUAGAAAUGGAUCAUAAAAAGAUGAAAAAAGACUUGGAAGAUGAAACAAAAGCAAGAAAGUCUCUGGAAAACGUGAUUAAAAAGUUCAUGAAGAGUCAACAAGGUGUAGCGCUGAACAAGGACAAGGAAAGUCAGGAGAAUGCCUCCUGAUGAGGUCAUACCUGGGUGAUGAUGUCAUAGGGAGGAAGUGAGGUCAUACCCGGGCAAGGAUGUCAUAGGGAGGAAGAGAGGUCAUACCUGGGUGAGGUUGUCAUAGGAAGGAAGUGAGGUCAUACCUGGGUGAGGAUGUCAUAGGAAGGAAGUGAGGUCAUACCUAGGUCAUGUCAUAGGGAGGAAGCUCAUUUUGAUUAUUUCAUAUUGAUAUCAUACUUGUCACCUGAUUUCAUAGGGGGGAAACGUAUUUUGAGGCUGGCAAAGUGAUGUUGAACCUUUAUUUUAUUUUCAUAUGGAGCAAGUGCUUUGUGAUGAAAAAUGUCAUAUUUGUCUAUUGAUGUUGUCAGGCAAAGUGCAUUUUGAUGAUGUCAUCGACUUGCAAAAAAUCUGAUUAUGUGGUUACAAUAGUAUUGCAGUUCAGGGGACGAUUUAGGGCCGAAGUGCAUUAUUAUCCCGCGCCAUAGGCCGAGGGAUAUUGUUUUAGCGUUGUUCGUCCGUCCGUCGUUCCGUCCAUCCGUCCAGCACUUUUACACUCAUACCAAGUUUCAAUGAAAUCCGCCAAAGCACUUCCAACAUAUCUUGGAAGUGCUUUGGCGGAUUUCAUUGAAACUUGGUAUUAGUAUCUAUAUGGAUUAGAGGAUGAUGCACACCAAAUGGCAUUGUACACCAUCGGAUAAUAACGGAAUUAUGGCCCUUUGUAUUUUGAAAAAAACGCUUUUUUGUGUGUCCGGAGCCAUAUCUUGGAAGUGGACGGAUUUCAUUGAAACUUGGUAUGAGUAUAUAUAUGGAUAAGAGGAUGAUGCACGUUGGUGUUGUCCAUCCGUCCAGAAAACUUUUGUGUCCAGAAGUAUAUUGGCGGGGGAUAUCAAUUCAACGAAUUUGCUUGUUAUGUCAUAGUGCUGCCAUGUGGUUCUGGUAAUGUCAAAGUACUACAUUGAAGUUCUGGUGAUGUAAAAAUCUCAUAGUACAAUUUUCCAUUUAAAGUUCAGCAAUAAUUAAUGGACACUGUGAUUCUUUAAUUGUCUGUUGCUCAGAAUGAUUAUAUUUGUACAUUUGCAUGUAUGGGCUGUGAGUUAAAUAUGUAACCUUUACUAAUGUAUGUGUUAACAUUUAAUAAAUUAAAUACUUCAACAAUUGUAAUAAAUUAUUCCGUGACUUAAAAUGAAUUGUGUGUGCAAUAUAAGUAAAAUAAUAUGCUAGUAUAAGGUUUUAUUAUUUUAAUUGUCAACAUGUGAUUUUUUUAAUACAAGGCAAACAUGUUUACCAUUUUUUGUAUGCACCGGCAUAGAAUGUGGUAGUGACAAACCAUUCAACCAGAACACUAGACAGGUGAUGAUGUACCACAGGGCAAAAUAAUAUGGCUGAUCUUCUCUUGAUGUUAAAUGAAUCUUUGUAAUUUUUAGCGAGGCUGUUUUCGGAGAAAACCCGAGGUAUUGUCAUAGCCUGCUCGCCGGCGUCGUGCUAAAACCUUUACAUUGGCUCUAGAAUCAAAGUGCUUCCACCUACAACUUUGAAACAUCAUAUGUAGAUGCACCUUGAUGAGUUCUACACACCACACCCAUUUUGGGUCACUAGGUCAAAGAUCAAGGUCACUGUGACCUCUAACAAAAAUAUUCUGACAAGCUUUCGCAGCCGAGCGUGGCACCCGUUAUGCGGUACUCUUAUUGUGUUUAAUAAUGAUUUUAGUUACUACAGUCUGCACAUAAAUCACUCAAUUAUUUACACACACCUUAUAGAAAUAUAUAAACAAAACAAGUCUUUAAAAAUGUUGAAAUAUUUUUUAUUUAUUAAUCAGUUAUUGCUAACAGUGGUGUGUAUAUGUAAUUAAGCAAUAAUUCAAUUGUGUGUGGAUUAUAAGAGAAUGUGUCUAUUUUUAAAAUGGUGAAAUCCUGUUGAAAUAGUUAAACCAUUGUUAUAAGAUGAUUGUAUAAUUAAUUUCAUUGUACAUGAUUUCAUGUAUGGUCUAAUGUUUGUUUGUUAUAAGAUGUUUCAUCAUAAACUUUCAGGGAUUGGUAAUGGUUCAAGAGCUUUGCUUUAUAAGGUAGUAAAAACUUUAUUAAAAAGAAAGACAGGCAAAUGCAUUGGUUUCAGUGCUAUAUCUCUUUUAUUUGUUCUGUCUUAUAUAUUUAUUUUUGUGAACAUAUUUUUAGUAACUAAUAGAGCCUGAAAUAAUGCAUAUUUUAUUUUGUAUUGAAAACCAAUGCUUUCAUUCUGUAUGAAUGGAUACAAUGAAGUUUCAUUCUAUGUGAAGUUGAAGUUUGCCUUUUGUAUCUUCAAAUGAUGACUCUGCGGGUUUGCUACAUAUGAAAUAUAAUGGCAAGAAUCAUGGGCAUCAUUUAGUAAGAGUUUACUUGCAAACAAGCCAAGUAUUAAUCCAUUAAUUAUAUCAAAGCGUAAGGAAACGGUAUCAAACAUAGAGAGAUUUGCUUUGAGACACUUGUUGAAAGCCUUCAAAAACAGAACAGGAAGUACUGUCUCAAAUAAAUUCAAAACAUUUCCCAUAUGUUUAAAAAAGCACUUGACUUGAGCAAUACUGGUAAAAAAAAUCCUUUAUAGAAAUGCUUGAUGUGACAAACUAAAAGAACACUGUACAAUCAGUAUUUCAGCAGCAUAUGUAUGUUUUGCUUGCAACCAUUUGAUGAACAAAUAUGAAUAUAAAUAUUAAAUGAAUUUUCUGUAAAAAUGUUUAUUAUUUUGUAUAUUUUUUGUGUAUAUUAAAUUAUUAAGCAUAAUAAUAAUAUAUUAUUUGCAAUGGCAAAGGAUGUAAUAAAAGAUAAAAAUUG
Dreissena polymorpha is the source of this 5469-nucleotide messenger RNA. RefSeq names its product rho guanine nucleotide exchange factor 7-like. Lineage: Eukaryota; Metazoa; Mollusca; Bivalvia; Myida; Dreissenidae. The record is from RefSeq and is a predicted model, not a curated record. Gene Ontology annotation, molecular function: guanyl-nucleotide exchange factor activity; protein binding. Bases 200 to 2683 code for a protein of 827 amino acids. The transcript has 20 exons.